AAUUCACCAGACCUCAACCACAACUGGUCAUCCGCAAGAAUUUUAAUGAAAACAAACAACUGCCGGUACACUCCUUUGAACCACCAAUUGCCCUCCCCCCUUUUUUGUUUUCAAUAAGUCCCAAAAUGCGUGUCCUCGCCAAUUCCCUUCGCUCAGUCCUCCUUCCACGUCUGGUGCGGGCGACCGUCACUCGACCGGUAUUUAAGGUCCCGGUCGUUAGGCAAUUGAGUACCACCCUCUCCCGUAGACUCGAAGACCUCACCGGUGCAUCCAAUUUCCGGCAGCAGCCGCGAUUGAGACUCGGCACUGAAGCACCAAACUUCAUUGCCGAGACUACACAUGGGAAGAUUGACUUUCACGAAUUCAUUGGCGACAGCUGGGUAGUCCUAUUCUCCCACCCGGCUGACUUCACGCCCGUCUGCACAACGGAGCUCGGCGCCUUCGCUAAGCUCGCGCCCGAAUUCGCAAAACGCAAUACGAGGUCACCGGGUCCUCCUUCCAUGUCCUUCCCCAUCAUCGCCGACGAGAAGCGUGAGGUUGCCUGGCUGUACGACAUGGUUGACACCCAGGAUCUGACCAAUAUCGACCAGAAGGGGAUCGCGUUUACCAUUCGCUCUGUCUUCAUCAUUGAUCCAAAGAAGAAGAUCAGACUUACUAUGAGCUAUCCUGCGUCCACGGGGAGGAAUACGGCGGAGGUGUUGAGGGCAGUCGACUCUUUGCAGACGGGCGAUAAGAAUGGGGUUACGACGCCGAUUGACUGGCAGGUUGGGCAGGAUGUUAUUGUUCCGCCAACGGUUACUACCGAGGAUGCUAAGGUGAAGUUUGGAGAGGAGAAUGUCAGAGUGGUUAAGCCAUACUUGAGAUUCACCACCCUUAGCAAGUAGAAUGCCCGCCCUGUUGUCUAGGGUGUCUCUUGGUGCGGCAAUUCUGGUAAAUCAAAUAGAUAUUUUUGCUAUAUGGAAUUAUUCUUGGAUAUUGUUAAUAAAAAUGGUCGGGCAACGAACACCAAUAAUUUUUA
Messenger RNA from Tuber melanosporum (Perigord truffle), 1018 nucleotides. RefSeq lists its product as uncharacterized. The transcript is spliced from 5 exons. Gene Ontology annotation, biological process: cell redox homeostasis; cellular oxidant detoxification; cellular response to oxidative stress. Gene Ontology annotation, cellular component: mitochondrion; cytosol. The record is from RefSeq and is a predicted model, not a curated record. Gene Ontology annotation, molecular function: thioredoxin peroxidase activity. Bases 126 to 884 code for a protein of 252 amino acids. NCBI's taxonomy places the organism in Eukaryota, Fungi, Ascomycota, Pezizomycetes, Pezizales, Tuberaceae.